Molecule: messenger RNA, 781 nt
Organism: Phragmites australis (common reed)
Lineage: Eukaryota; Viridiplantae; Streptophyta; Magnoliopsida; Poales; Poaceae
Product: general transcription and DNA repair factor IIH subunit TFB5-like
Exons: 4
Coding region: 281-493 (70 amino acids)
Biological process (GO): nucleotide-excision repair, preincision complex assembly; transcription by RNA polymerase II; transcription initiation at RNA polymerase II promoter
Cellular component (GO): transcription factor TFIIH holo complex; transcription factor TFIIH core complex
Source: RefSeq, a predicted model, not a curated record
AUGAUAAAUUUGUCGCUCUGAAAAAAUUUCAAAUGCCCCCUUAGAGAAAAAAGAGCAGCAUCGCGGCGGAUUCCCGGAGUGAGCGCCGAGUGGAGUUGGAGGCCCUAGAUUCCCGGAGACCGACCGACCGUCCGGCGCCGCCCUUCCCCCGGGUGGCAGAUUUCUUCAUUAAGGCCCAGAGUAGAGAUCAACAUCGUUUUUAUCUUCUACACUCUUCAAUUUCUUCUCAGUCAUAUCCUGUUUUUAAGUGUGAUUUUCUGUUGUCCAGAGCUCAGAAAAGAUGGUUAAUGCAAUCAAGGGGUUGUUCAUCUCCUGUGAUGUACCAAUGGCGCAGUUCAUUGUUAAUCUGAAUGCCUCUAUGCCUGCAUCAGAGAAGUUCAUCGUGCACAUGCUUGAUCCUACACACAUGUUUGUGCAGCCUCAUGUGGCAGAAAUGAUCAAAAGCAAGGUAGCGGAGUUCAGGGACCAGAACAGUUAUUUGAAGCCACAAUGAAGGAUAAUUCUUUCCCACAUUUCCAGUGUCACCCUCCCUCCAAAGAUGUAUACAUUUAUCCUCGGCUCAUAUCUGUGUUUAAAAAACUGUUAUUGGAUUGGAUGGAUGCCAUGUCUCUCUCACUCAUGGUGAUCUAGAAUAAUAAUAGUUUAGUAUCAGCAAAAGGAAAUGCUGUGAUUUAUUCUGUCUCCGGAAUGAGCCUUUUACUUUGUAAUGCGUUUGGUGGCACUGAUACAUUCAGGCUGCAGUUAGUUGCCUUUGAAGAGAGUAAUAUACGCCUUACAUAUA